Protopterus annectens (West African lungfish) is the source of this 1402-nucleotide messenger RNA. RefSeq names its product putative defense protein Hdd11. Gene Ontology annotation, molecular function: oxidoreductase activity, acting on metal ions. The transcript is spliced from 5 exons. Bases 166 to 798 code for a protein of 210 amino acids. Lineage: Eukaryota; Metazoa; Chordata; Ceratodontiformes; Protopteridae. The record is from RefSeq and is a predicted model, not a curated record.
AGGGGUGGAGCAUCUGCCUCACUUACCUGCUGGCUUGGCUCACCGGGAUCCAAUAACUCCCUUCUAACUGAAGUGCGGAAUCGGUUUAUUCGCAUUCUUAGGCUGCAGACAGUGCCAGCAGUAAGUCGUCCUAGGUGCCAAACCAGUGUCGCCGAGCAGUGGUUUAUGAAAUUUGGAUGCCCGCUGUCUGUAAUUCUUUAUGCUGAUCUGAUGGCCUCGAGUGACAUUUGGAAGACAGUGCUCCCAAUCUGUUUGUUGGCCAGUCUAAACGCCGGGUGGUGUUACUUGACCGGUGCACCUGAGGACACAUGCAGCGAUAUGAUGCCUGAACAUGGAGUGGCUGCCCAAACAACAGCAUCCCCCUAUAAACUGGUUGCCAAUGCUAGCACCUAUAUACCUGGCCACCCUGUACAAGUGCAAGUCAUAACAACAUCUGCAGACUUUAAAGGACUUCUGUUACUGGCAAAGGAUUCAAAUGCUGUUGUGCAAGGCAGCUGGAUAAAAUACAUUCAAGAAACAAAGGCAAUAUCGUGUACAAACAAAGAUGGAGCAGUAACUCACUAUACAAACAGCAACAAACCCAAUGGCUCUACAUUUGUAUGGAUGCCUCCAAGUUCUAGAUGUCCUACAAAACUAACAUUUCAAGCAACUGUUGUCCAAAAUAAGGCAACCUUCUGGAAAGGUAUUAAAUCAUCUGAAUUAACAUUAGGAAAUGCAACACUGUGCUCCAGCAGCAUGAAGAUAGCACCUGGAUUUGGGAUUCUUACUCUUCUUUUGUACUAUUUGUUUGUCAACUAAAUUACUGAGAUUCAGUUUCUGUAAAACUGUAUAUUCAAAAAUGUAUAUGGAUAUCUUGUAGUAUGCAGACUUCUUCUUCUUAUUAUUAUUAUUAUUAUUAUUACUGUCACUAUUAUAUACCACUGCAAUGGUUAUUAGUGAACCUAGAAUGAAAUAUCAUUAGAUUACCAUAAUAUGGGGAGACCAAUUUAUUAUAGUUUACUGAAUAUUUAAAGUUUUAUAACAAUGUCAACAGUUUGGGUCACAAAAGUAUCCUGCAGACUUUCUACUAGAUGAAUUACAUAUUUGUAAUCAUGUUAGGGCUUUGAGCCAAUUAAAUUUGGUUUGGCUGCUAUUUUUACAUGAUGAAGAAGCAUAUAUUUAAUAUUAGGUAUUAUACAAUGACUGGCCAUUAAUAUUCAAAAUGAGCAUUCUGACUGGCCAACCCAACCAAGAGAAUAUACUAAUGGAAAAAGGUCCGGUUCCUCAGACUUUUUCCCAUUAGCAUAUCUCCUGAUUUUUUUUUUACUUUUUUUUUUUUUUGCCCUCCCAAAAAGAAAACAGAAGACCUAAAAUGAACGAGGGAGACAGCACAGCAAAAAAUAACAGGGUAAUUAGGUAUUUU